Cotesia glomerata is the source of this 1681-nucleotide messenger RNA. RefSeq names its product elongation of very long chain fatty acids protein AAEL008004-like. Gene Ontology annotation, cellular component: endoplasmic reticulum membrane. Bases 95 to 1102 code for a protein of 335 amino acids. Gene Ontology annotation, biological process: very long-chain fatty acid biosynthetic process; fatty acid elongation, monounsaturated fatty acid; sphingolipid biosynthetic process. The transcript is spliced from 4 exons. Gene Ontology annotation, molecular function: fatty acid elongase activity. NCBI's taxonomy places the organism in Eukaryota, Metazoa, Arthropoda, Insecta, Hymenoptera, Braconidae. The record is from RefSeq and is a predicted model, not a curated record.
UACCUUCUCAGCGUGUUUGUUUCACGGAGGAGAUAUAAGGCUCCGGUUUAACUUUAAAAAGUCAGUUGGCUACUGUCCGUUGUGUUGCUUCAUUAUGGCGGUAAUGUUGAAAACAAUAUCAGAUAAUUACCACCAUAUAAUGGAUGAAAAAUCUGAUCCACGAGUCAACGACUGGUUCAUGAUGAGUAGCCCACUUCCUACACUUGCCAUUUGUAUUUUUUACGGUUAUUUCAGUAAAAUUAUAGGUCCAAAAUUGAUGGAAAAUCGUAAACCCUUUUCUCUUCGACGAACUAUGAUAAUCUAUAAUUUAUUUCAAGUAAUUUUCUCAACUUGGCUAUUUUAUGAGGGGCUAGCCUCUGGUUGGUGGAAUGAUUAUUCUUUUAGAUGUCAGCCUGUAGAUUAUUCAACAAAUCCAAAGGCAAUAAGGAUGGCGAGUGGUUGCUGGUGGUAUUAUAUAUCCAAAUUUACAGAAUUUCUCGAUACACUUUUUUUCGUACUGCGGAAGAAAAACAAUCAAAUAUCUACUCUUCACGUUAUACAUCAUGGAAUAAUGCCAUUAUCCACGUGGGUUGGUGUUAAGUUUACUCCUGGUGGUCAUUCAACAUUCUUCGGUCUACUUAACACAUUUGUUCACAUAGUGAUGUAUGGAUAUUACUUACUUGCUGCCCUUGGACCACGUGUACAACCAUAUUUAUGGUGGAAAAAGUAUUUGACUGCUCUUCAAAUUACACAAUUUGUUCUAAUUAUAAUCCACGCAUUCCAAUUGCUAUUUAUAAAAUGUGAUUAUCCUAAAGCAUUUGCUGGAUGGAUCGGAUUACAUGGAAUUCUAUUCUUUUUUCUUUUCAAAUCUUUUUAUGAAGAAUCUUACACUAAAAAAACUGUUAAAAAUUUACCUAAAUCAGUUGAAGAGGAAAAGACUGCAAAUGUAUACAGUAAUAAUAACAAUAAUAAUUAUCAUUAUAAAUAUAAUAACUCGCGACAACCAAACAAAGAAAAUUUUAUUAACGAUUUUAAUGAUUAUAAAUUGAUUAAUGGCUUUGACAAUAAUUUAAGGAUUCGUGUUAAUAUUAACAAUCAUAAUUCUGAUAAAUCAAUUAAAUAAUCUUUAUCUACACGUCUUUGUAAAUUUAGUCUUUGUGUGACGCAUAAUUCAUCAAUUACUUGCUAACAAUGAAUAGAUAAUGGAUAAUAAUAUUUAUUGCCUUUUUAAGAAAUUUCAUUUCAAUUCACGUUUCACGUAAUUAGGGUAAAGUCCAGUAGAAUCAUAAACUAAAUAUCUAGUGAUUAAGACAUUCUCAAAUGCAAUUCCAAAGACGUUAUUUUUAAUAUCACUAAAUAAUACUAUUAAUAUUAUGAUUUGUUUUUUUAAUAUCUAAUUAUAAUUAUAAUUAAUUAGUAUAAAACGCAUCUUCAUAGUAACUAACGACUGAACGAAAAUACUGUGACAUACCCCGCGAAGAAAAUUAUAAAUAUAAAAGACAUCAAGUUAGUACUAUCAAUACUGCAAAUCAGAUAUAAAAUUCUAAGUCUCGUUUGAUUUACGUAGUAAACUUACCUCUGCUACUUGGCGUUGGACAAAGAGUGACGGAGACAAUUUUUAAAGUCUUUAUUAAAUUAAUUAAUACAGCCAUAUGCUCUGAAUCUGUAAUACUUUAAAUUAUAAAAAAUAUUUAAAUAUUAA